AUGCCCAAACGCGUCUCAUACAUGAGGAACAAUGUCUCUGUCCAGCCUUGUACUUUGCCUUACGCGCUUAUUUCAGUAGAAACUCUUCGCUCGUUACAAGACCCUCGUUCCGUGGCUCGAGACCUGGAUUUACAGAAAAAACGCACUUUCUUGCUGGCUUUGCAGUGUAGAUACAGCAUGGCGCCCGCCGCGCACCGUAGCCAGCACGGGCAGACCGUCACGCACAUCCGGCACGGGAGUUUACAGGACGUGAGUUCAUUCUCCGAGAUUGUCGUUCCUUUGAUAUCGGGGUUAGUGGGGGUUGACCAUGCACUUCUAUCAUCCUCGCUUCCACCUUCACUUCCACCUUCACUUCCACCUUCACUUUCAAGAACCGGACCAAUACCGCUUUCCUUGGCACCCGCGACAGACUCUCCAGCUCCGACACAACCUCCCGCUGCACCGAAUCAACGGCCGACGGCGAACUACUUCAGAUCUUCACCGCCAGCGCUUCUAUAUCCGCAACUGAUUGUCCCACGGCGUGUCUGCGAAUGCGCCAUGCAGCGCGAACCAGGACCGCUUACGACCCGCCCGAACGGCCCGUCCUGGAGUAUGCCGGUCUGGCUAACCAUUACCAUGUUCUCUAUACUCGCAACUGCGGCAGCAUGGAGCGUGAUCGUAUGCGCCAUCCACUGGAGAAGAGCGGCAACGGGAACGAGACGCGGACACCAACCGCCAAAGAACAAAAAGCACGCGAACGAGUGGAGAGCGUGGAUCGUGGGGAAAAUCAACCCGUUCGCUAGAGGAAGAGGGUACACCGCGCUUCUUGCAGCCGACGCCGGGCGCGAUGAGUGGAGUGCAGUGGCGCUUACGUCGGUGCACGAUGGCCCUGCGCGGCUUGCGUGCUCGUCACCGCUGAACCCGUACCUGGUGCCGCCAGACGCUCACGGGGACUUGGCUGGCCGCAGUGUGCGUCUGCGUGGCUCAGGCGAGUGGGCUGCUGAGCACCGCACGUUCUUCUUGGAGGCGCUUGGUCGUGGCGGUUCGGCUGCACAGUCGCGAGCGUCGAGCUCGACGCAUUCGCUACCUGGGUCGGAGCGGGACUAUGUCGAGUCUGAGGCGCGCGAGGCGCAGGGUAGACGGGCGUCGCUGGGUCGGGAGCUGGGGCGGCUGGGGGGCGAUGAGAUGCGGGCGAGCUGGGUGGAUGUUGGCUUGGCUUUGGUGGAUGGUGCUGUGGAUCGAGCUGCUGCUAGGAUUGUGCGGUGGGCAGAUGACGGUGGAGAGGAUAAAGGACUGGUGCUACCACUUGUUAAAGGCAAAACCGACUGA
Ascochyta rabiei is the source of this 1308-nucleotide messenger RNA. RefSeq lists its product as uncharacterized. The coding region runs from base 1 to 1308 and encodes 435 amino acids. The transcript has a single exon. Lineage: Eukaryota; Fungi; Ascomycota; Dothideomycetes; Pleosporales; Didymellaceae. The record is from RefSeq and is a predicted model, not a curated record.